GGAGUGUCUUGUCGUGUCGUGGAUAUAUGGUAUAAGACGAAUCAGUAAAGACGUUGAGAUGAUGAUUGGCAAGCCACUGCCGAUGCCUGUAAAGAUCCUCUGGGCUCUGGUAACGCCGACAAUCUUGAUAAUCACUUUCAUCUUGACACUUCUCCGCUACCAACCACCAACCUACGGCAAGUACAAGUUUCCUAGCUAUGCUUCUACAAUCGGCUGGAUUAUUGCAGUGCUGCCCCUUCUACCGAUACCAGUCUACAUGGUCAUGACUGUCAGGAAGCACAUGGCGACCAAUUCCCUGAAGGAGAGUGUACGUCUUGCCUUGAGACCUGAUGAUGAAUGGCAACCUGCGAACUCCAGAAGCCGGCAGGAUUCCAUUGAUGAUGAGUCCACAACAUAA
Haliotis rubra (blacklip abalone) is the source of this 397-nucleotide messenger RNA. RefSeq names its product sodium- and chloride-dependent glycine transporter 1-like. The record is from RefSeq and is a predicted model, not a curated record. Gene Ontology annotation, cellular component: membrane. NCBI's taxonomy places the organism in Eukaryota, Metazoa, Mollusca, Gastropoda, Lepetellida, Haliotidae. The coding region runs from base 59 to 397 and encodes 112 amino acids. Gene Ontology annotation, biological process: sodium ion transmembrane transport. The transcript is spliced from 4 exons.